Messenger RNA from Arabidopsis thaliana (thale cress), 2442 nucleotides. Its product is annotated as Cation transporter/ E1-E2 ATPase family protein. NCBI's taxonomy places the organism in Eukaryota, Viridiplantae, Streptophyta, Magnoliopsida, Brassicales, Brassicaceae. The transcript has 11 exons. Gene Ontology annotation, cellular component: membrane. Bases 1 to 2442 code for a protein of 813 amino acids. Gene Ontology annotation, molecular function: ATP binding; ATP hydrolysis activity; nucleotide binding. The record is from RefSeq and is marked reviewed.
AUGGCGACUGGUGAUUCUCUCGAAGAUAUUAAGAUCGAGAUUGAUGAUGAUUUGGAGAAAAUCCCAAUUGAAGAAGUUUUCAAGAAGUUGCGAUGCAGCAGAGAAGGUUUAUCUGGAGCAGAAGGAAAAGAAAGACUCAAGAUCUUUGGACCAAACAAACUCGAAAACAAGAAGAAGGAACACAUAACACUCAGGUUCUUCGCUUUAAUGUUUAAGCCUUUAUCUUGGGUUAUACAAGCAGCUGCAAUCAUGGCUAUGUUGUUUGCUAACGGCGAUGGAAGGCAACUAUUUCUCGGUAUUGUAUGUCUUUUGAUAGUCAACACAAUAAUCUGCUAUCUCAAAGAAGACGAUGCCGCAAAUGUUGUUGCUAUGGCUAGGGCUGGUCUUUCUCCCAAAACUAAGGUUUUGAGAGAUGGAAAAUGGUCAGAGCAAGAAGCUUCAAUUCUUGUUCCUGGAGAUAUCGUGAGCAUCAAGCCAGGUGACAUCAUUCCUUGUGAUGCACGUCUUCUUGAAGGCGACACUUUAAAAGUUGAUCAAUCUGCUCUAACCGGAGAAUUCGGUCCCAUAACAAAAGGUCCAGGAGAAGAAGUUUUCUCCGGUACUACCUGCAAGCAAGGUGAGAUGGAAGCGGUUGUGAUCGCCACUGGAGUCCACACGUUUUCUGGUACAACGGCUCAUCUUGUCGACAAUAGAACAAACAAAGUUGGACAUUUCCGGAAAGUGGUAACCGAAAUCGAAAACUUGUGCGUAAUCUCCAUAGCCAUCGGUAUUUCAAUUGAGGUCAUUGUGAUGUACUGGAUCCAGCGUAGAAACUUCAGUGACGUUAUCAACAAUCUUCUGGUUCUUGUGAUUGGUGGGAUCCCCCUUGCAAUGCCUACUGUUCUAUAUGUAAUAAUGGUUACUGGUUCCCUUAGGUUGUAUCGAACAGGAACUAUCACGCAACGAAUAACCGCCAUUGAAGAUAUGGCCGCUAUUGAUGUUCUGUGCAGUGAUAAAACCGGGACUCUAACUCUCAACAAGCUUAGUGUUGACAAGAAUCUGAUUAAGGUUUAUUCUAAAGACGUUGAGAAAGAACAAGUGUUGCUAUUAGCUGCAAGAGCUUCGAGAAUAGAGAAUCGAGAUGGUAUUGAUGCUGCUAUGGUUGGAUCUCUUGCUGAUCCAAAAGAGGCAAGAGCUGGAAUUAGAGAAGUUCACUUCAAUCUAGUUGAUAAACGAACCGCUUUAACUUAUAUCGAUGGCAACGGAGACUGGCAUCGAGUAAGCAAAGGAACUCCAGAGCAGAUUCUUGAUCUUUGCAACGCGAGAGAUGAUCUGAGGAAGAGUGUCCACUCGGCAAUCAGAAAUUACGCUGAGCGUGGACUCAAGUCAUUUGCCAUAUCUUGGUUCCGAAAUACAAAUUGUAACACUGUCUUUUUUUUUCCUUACCAAUUAUGUUCAGAGCACAAAUACCAUAUUGUGAACAAGUUGCAAGAGAGGCAUAUUUGUGGUUUGAUUGGUGAUGGAGUGGAUGACGUUCCUUCGUUGAAGAAAGCGGAUGUUGGUAUCGCUGUUGCGAAUGCUACUGAAGCUGCAAGAGCUGCUUCUGAUAUCGUUUUGACUGAGCCUGGACUUAGUGUUAUCAUCGACGCGGUUCUAGCUAGUCGAGCCAUUUUGCAACAAAUGAAGCACUACACAAUUUAUGCAGUUUCAAUAACCAUCCGUGUUGUGUUUGGGUUCAUGUUCAUCGCUUUAAUAUGGAAGUUCGACUUUUCACCAUUCAUGGUUUUGGCCAUUGCUUUGUUAAACGAAGAAACCACCAAGGCUAUCACAAUGGAUAAUGUCACCAAUCCUUCUCCUACACCAGAUAGCUUGAAACUCAAAGAGAUCUUCGCAACCGGCGUUGUUUAUGGCAGUUACAUGGCUUUAAUAACUGUUGUGUUCUUUUGGGCUGCAUACAGAACCGAUAUCUUCCCGAGAACGUUCCACGUGAGAGACUUGAGAGGCAAUGAAGCAGAGAUGAUGUGUGCUUUAUACUUACAAGUGAGUAUUAUGAGCCAAGCUCUUUUCUUCGUUAUUCAAUCAAGAAGCUGGUUUUUUGUCGAACGACCUGGAGAGUUAUUGUUUCUCUCUUUCGUGACAGUACAAACUAUUGCAACAACACUCGCGGUAUACGCAAGUUGGGAAACUGCGAGAAUCGAGGGAAUAGGAUGGAGUUGGGCUGGAGUUAUUUGGCUCUACAACAUCAUCUUCUUUUUUCCAUUAGACAUAAUGAAAUUCGGAAUCCGUUACAUACUAACCGGAAAAGCUCAGAGUCUCUUUGACAACAUGGUACACUUAGUUUUGAACAGUUAUGCAAAACUCAGCAAUGGAAUAUACAACCAUACUCAAGCUGACCAUACUUACUCACUCUUGGAAGUGUCAACUCCUCCAUCCCAGGACUUGAGAGGCGUUGGGUGGGUUUAA